Messenger RNA from Oryza brachyantha (malo sina), 579 nucleotides. Its product is annotated as basic blue protein-like. The transcript has 2 exons. Lineage: Eukaryota; Viridiplantae; Streptophyta; Magnoliopsida; Poales; Poaceae. Gene Ontology annotation, cellular component: plasma membrane. Bases 50 to 460 code for a protein of 136 amino acids. Gene Ontology annotation, molecular function: electron transfer activity. The record is from RefSeq and is a predicted model, not a curated record.
UUGCGCCAGUGCGCAGUAGCUAGGAGUAGUGUAGGACAGUACGUCGGAAAUGUCGCGGGCAUGCGGCCGUGGUGGCGCCGACAAAGCUUGCCGCUUCGUCCACCUCGGGCUGCUCCUGGACGUCGUCCUUGCGCUGCGGCGCGGCGUCCAGCCGGCGGCGGCGUCGCAGAGGGAGUGGCCCGUCGGCGACAGCAGCGGCUGGACCUUCGGCGUCGUCGGGUGGCCCAACUACAAGCCCUUCAAGUCCGGCGACGUGCUGGUGUUCACGUACGAUCCGAGCUCGCACAACGUGGUGGCGGUGAGCGACGUGGACUACGCGCUGUGCAAGGUGCCGGCCAACGCGACGACGUACAGCUCCGGCGACGACCGCGUCACGCUCUCCCGCGGCGUCGCCUUCUUCAUCUGCGGCUUCCCUGGGCACUGCGACAAGGGCAUGAAGAUCGCGGUCACCGCUAGAUAGAUCAUGGAUGAAAAUAUGCGCCGCACGUUGUUCUAUGUAUCCGCCGUGCUAGCUGCCGCAUCGUUUCUGAAACUAGAAGAGAAUGUGUUUUUGAUAGAUAUAAGAUUAUCUGAUUUCGU